CCAGUUGUGGACAAAGCGAAUCCUUGUUCGGCUUUCUGACAGUCAGUUCCGAAACGCUAAAGAGGGAGCUGAGGUGCCCUUUCUUUUCUCUUGAGCCUUCAGACUACUAGGCUGCGCCGCUUGGAGGCACCACGCCCUACGUAUACUCGCCGCCUCCUCCCACUUCUUUCCGCUCCAUAUCACGUUUAGGUGGUCGCCCUCGAAUGCGGCCUGGGGUCUGUGAAAAGUCUCUGUUUUGUCCUAAGAGCGGGCUUCCCCAAAGUGAGCAGACGUUAGAAAACCCCAGAGUGGUGCGUGGCUGUGGAUAACUCCCUUCCCGGCUGAGUGCUCCCUAAAGAGUGGAAGAGGCUGAGAUUUGAAGCCAGAGGACAUUGGUUCUAGUCCGCGUGUUGCUCUUAGGCAGCAGGAUUUCAAAACCUCUGAGCCUGUUUCCCUGCUUGAAAAAUUGUGAAACCCACCUCAGGCCUCCUGCAGUGUUAGGCACUUCCCUCUGCAGGCUUCCGUAGUAUCCCUGACAUUCCUAGGGUACCAAACACCUUUUUUGUGCCUGACUUCCCCUCCAAACUGCCCUGGAAGACAGCAGUCUCAUCACUCACAGGGUCUGUGAUAUGCGUAGCACAAGGCUUAAUUCAGGUAUAUUGUAGUACCUAGAAAGCCUUCAGCUGGAUUCUGGAGGUGAGAGGGGCUUAUGGGCCUUGCUGCUUUCCGAAGGCUCUUGAGCAGUAAACAGUGAAAGCAACCGUGGAUUUGAAAAAGCGUGGCCUCUACUUAGUACCUGAGGUGUCAUUUUAGUUUGAUCAUAAUCCUUUGCUGUAGUAGGAAGCCUUACCAAUACAGAUAGAUACCAAAGCUUAUGAUCAUCUAGGUCUAAAUAGCAAAGAAACAGGGGCCUGGGAUCCUUACCCAGUAACAGCUAACACUUAAUGAACAUCUAUGAGUUAUUCUGCUUUGUGCUUUAUAAAGAAUAUCAUGUUUAAUCUUACAAUAAUCCUAUAAAUUGGUUAGUAUUGUCAGAUGGGGAAUCUGAAUCAUCUAGUUAAGUUGCAUGAUAAACAAGGCCCAGGUUUCAGUUCAAGCCUGUGUAACUUCAGAUACUUAACUAUCUGUGAUUGUCUGCAUUUAACCUCUAAAUCUGAACAAUUUGCUGCUUUUCAUCUUUUUUGGGGGGGCGGGUCACUAGAGUGGACUAAUGAGAACUGUUGGUAUGUCAUACAACCCUCUGAAAUAUAUUUUUUCACUAUAUACACUGUUCCUCGCCCCCCUGCCCCACCCUCUGCCCAUAGCUUUAUGCUCCUUGCUCCUGUAGUACCAGAUUUUUUACAUUCAUUAGCUCAGCCAUCAUAUACUUUCUUCCUUAUACUCACUCUUGUAGUGCGGCAGCUCAAAUAAUUUACUGCUCGUAUUGGAUGUACAGUAACUUUUGAAACAGCGUCUCUAAAAUGGUAAGUCACUGUGGGAAUAGUGAAUUAAUGAAUUGCUAAUUAAAACGUGUGUGAAUAAGAAGGUAAAUGAAAAACAGCUUUGAAAAAGGAUUCAGGGGCAGUGAAUUGAAGAGACAGAAAAAAGCAAUUAGGGAUGCGGUGGCAAUUAGAACUCCGCAGGUAGGGAUAUCUCCUUCCCUCCUCCAAUUAGGGUAAUAGGAAGCAGCAUCCAUCAGAAUCAGAAAUAAAUGGAGAAGCUCAGGAAGAACCUGAACCAACUUGAUCUGGAGAAAGAGGGGGCGGAUGAAGGUGGAAGGCAAAACAAGGACCCGAACAAACUGCCCCAGGAUAUUGCGCUGCGCCUGGGCGCACUGCGGCCGGAUGGAGCGCUUGGUCCGUGUUCCCUACAGCUUGUACCCGGGCUAUGGGAACACGCUGCCUUUGGGCCAGCCUGGACUCUCUGAGCACAAACAGCCCGACUGGAGGCACAACAACGGCCCCCCGGCUUUCCUGGCCAGGCCGGGGCUGCUGGUGCCCUCCAACGCCUCCGACUACUGCGCGGACCCUUACAAGAGGGCCCAGCUUAAGGCCAUUCUCUCCCAGAUGAACCCCAGCCUGAGCCUGCGUCUGUGCAAGGCCGACACCAAGGAGGUGGGCGUGCAGGUGAGCCCCCGGGUGGACAAGUCCGUGCAGUGCUCACUGGGGCCUCGCACCUUGCACAGCCGCUCCCCCUGGGGCAGCACGGGGCACAAGGCGCCCCUGUCAUCCUGGGGAGUCUUUUCGCCAGUGAUGGGCCGCAGGGGCCUGGUGCGGCUGCAGAAGGUUGGGGAAGACGAGGAGAGGAAGGCGCUUUCGGGUCCUCCCGAGGCCGGCCAGCCGCCGCCGCCAACACCAAGGUCGGAGGAGGAUCAGCCGGAGGAACUCCGGCAACUGGAAGAGUUGGGGGAGGAAGAUGCCUCAAGUCCUCGGGAAAGGAAGAGCAAGCAAGCUCCGGGAGACGCCAGCGAGCCGCUCCGGAAGCCCACCUUCCAGUUUUUAGAACCAAAAUAUGGCUAUUUUCACUGUAAAGAUUGUAAGACGAGAUGGGAGAGUGCUUAUGUGUGGUGCAUUUCUGGAACUAAUAAGGUUUAUUUCAAACAACUCUGUUGCAAAUGCCAAAAGAGUUUUAACCCUUAUCGAGUAGAAGCAAUCCAAUGCCAGCUUGCUCACUGUACAAGCUAUAGGACUGAAGCCCUCGGGGACUGUCUUCACACAGAUGCCGAUUAAAUACAACUCUGCACUCCAGCCCCAGGUUCAAAAUGCAAGGAGCCAUGUGGAGGACAGGCUCUUGGUGCUCCAACCAGGCAUAAGGACUGUGCCACUGAGGUGCAAGAGCUAAGUUCCGGACACUGGUCCUCAGGAGACCUCCCAGCUCCAUGUAAUAUCAAACGGCAAAAAUCUCCCAGAGAUCUCCAUCUCAACGCCAAGACCCAGCUCCACUCAAGGAGCAGCAAGCUACAGUGCUGGACACCCUAUGCCAAACAACUAGCAAGACAGCAACACAACCCCAUCCACUAGCACAGAGGCUGCCUAAAAUCAUAAUAAGGCUACAGCCACCCCAAAACACACCACCGGACGUGGACCUGCCCACCAGAAAGACAAGAUCCAGCCUCAUCCACCAGAACACAGGCACUAGUCCCCUCCACCAGGAAGCCUACACAACCCACUGAACCAACCUUAGCCACAGGGGACAGACACACAAAAAAACAACGGAAACUACGAACCUGCAGCCUGUGAAAAGGAGACCCCAUAUACACUAAGUUAAACAAAAUGCAAAGACAGAGAAACAGCAGAUGAAGGAACAAGACAGAAGCCCACCAGACCUAACAAAUGAAGAGGAAAUAGGCAGUCUCCCUGAAAAAGAAUUCAGAAAAAUGAUAGUAAAGAUGAUCCAAAAUCUUGGAAAUAGAAUGGAGAAAAUACAAGAAAUGUUUAACAAGGACCUGGAAGAACUAAAGAGCAAACAAACAAUGAUAAACAGCACAAUAAACGAAAUUAAAAAUUCUCUAGAAGGGAUCAAUAGCAGAAUAACUGAGGCAGAAGAACAGAUAAGUGACUUGGAAGAUAAAAUAGUGGAAAUAACUACCGCAGAGCAGAAUAAAGAAAAAAGAAUAAAAAGAAUAGAGGACAGUCUCAGAGACCUUUGGGACAACAUUAAACACACCAACA
This is a messenger RNA of Kogia breviceps (pygmy sperm whale), 3629 nucleotides long. The record is from RefSeq and is a predicted model, not a curated record. NCBI's taxonomy places the organism in Eukaryota, Metazoa, Chordata, Mammalia, Artiodactyla, Physeteridae.